AUAAUACAUCAAUUUAUUUUUACAUGGUAUCAGAGCUAUAAGAUUUAGGCCUAUACUCCUCUCUUUCCGGCGGGCAGCCGGCCGGCCACCUUGCCUUCGCUGCCCGCUGGAGUUUUUCAACACAUACCACAAACACAUACCACAAACUCUUCUUUCUUUGUUUCCUCAUCUUUCAGUCGACUCCACGCCACAGCACCCGCGUUCGUCCCUCGCAGCAACUCCUCUUCUUCUUCGCCUCGGGCCACCGCUGUGACUCAGUCCCAGCCCAGGAUCGCUCAGUUCUCCACAGCUUCAGUUCUCCUUUACCCGUUAAUUCAAAUUUGCAAGCUAGUUUUGACUUAUCUCCUCCGCGAACGAUGGCUCUGAGCGAUCUCGCUUGCUCCUACGCUGCUCUCAUCCUCCACGACGAUGACAUCCCUGUCACCGCAGAGAAGAUUGCGACACUGGUUAAGGCUGCCAACGUGCCUAUAGAAUCGUCCUGGCCAGGCCUCUUUGCCAAGCUUUUUGAGAAGAGGAACAUUGAUGACCUCAUCAUGUUCCGGUUCAGUAUCGUCCUCCGUCCUCACCAUCCGCAUCGUCCUCCGUCCUAUGGAGUUGGGUUUGUUGAUCAUCGGGAGGCUUCUGUGCAAGCUCAGCACUCAGGUCCUGUUGAGCCCGAUCAUGCGCCUCCAUUAACAUAAACAAAACCAAAACCAAACAAUGGUCUAU
Messenger RNA from Camellia sinensis, 708 nucleotides. The record is from RefSeq and is a predicted model, not a curated record. Lineage: Eukaryota; Viridiplantae; Streptophyta; Magnoliopsida; Ericales; Theaceae.